Molecule: messenger RNA, 2521 nt
Organism: Poecilia latipinna (sailfin molly)
Lineage: Eukaryota; Metazoa; Chordata; Actinopteri; Cyprinodontiformes; Poeciliidae
Gene: rhbdl2
Product: rhomboid, veinlet-like 2 (Drosophila)
Exons: 8
Coding region: 841-1698 (285 amino acids)
Cellular component (GO): membrane
Molecular function (GO): serine-type endopeptidase activity
Source: RefSeq, a predicted model, not a curated record
UCAUCAAAGAUUAAACUUCCGCAUAUCUUUUAAGCGCAAAAAUCAUUAACCAAAUGUUGAAAAGUCAAGUUCAACUACUCCUGGGAAAAGGGAUCGAAGCGCUUAUACUUGAGGCAUUUCCUGGAAACUUUACUGCCAAAACAAAAUUUGAAAAAUUUUUAAUUUUUUAGCCUUGUUAGAAAAAGGGUUAAAACCGUUUAAACGUCCGUCAUUCCUAAUUUAGAGUUUUACUGCCACCAUGUGGUACGCUUGAGUAGUUGCUGCAUCAUUAACACAUUCGUUGUUUUAAUUCACUGUAUUAUAAUUUCUUUAGUGUUGCGUAAACAAUUAAAACGUAUGCCUUUCUUUUGGACGAGAGAUGAUCAAUACUUGUACAUGAUGAAGAUAUGUACGCUUUUGUUUUUUGCCGCCCUAUGUUGUCCGUGACGUCACUGACCACAGGUGUGGCAACGUGAAACAGGUAGACUGUUGUAGACUGCACGACUGGGGAAGUACAGCCACUAGAUGUUCUUCAAGCUGCGGACAAGUGUCACAAAGGAACCAGAAACGACCGUCACUCGUGAUUUGUUUGUUCGGAGGAAGGAAGCGUCUUGGAGGGAGAAAAGAAAGCAAAGACUAUAAUUAUCUCCGACCGAUUUUUUUGUGUGCCCCUUCUCACUUGGGGCCAGUUCGUCUGAAACCACUGAGGGGCUGGGGUAGUCACUUGCUUUGUUUUUGUCUCGAGCUUAAAUUUGACAUUUGAAUUAUCGUGGGAACCUUUCACUGUUUUCUAAUUGGAGCAAACCGACGCGUUCCUGCUGAAAGUUCAGAGCUUUGCAGUGUACGACUGUAGCAACAAAGAUGGGUGACCUUGACUACGAGGAGGCGGAGCAGGAGGACAACAGUGAGCCGGAGAUAAAUCAAGGGAAAGAGACGGGAUGCUUUAGGAAGUUCCAGAAUUUGAUCAUCCCACCAGAGUUUCGGGACCGGUACAUGCAACGCGCUAACUGCCGCCCACCUCCGAUCUUCAUCAUCGGCAUCAGUAUUGCAGAGCUGGCAGUGUUUAUCUACUAUGCCCUGUGGAAGCCUCAUAAGCAGUGGGUGACCCUGGAUGAAGGCAUCUGGAAAAGUCCUCUCACCUACGAUCCUGCCAAAAGACAGGAAGCAUGGCGGUUCGUUUCCUACAUGUUCAUCCACGCUGGUGUGGGGCACAUCUUCGGGAACUUAGUGAUGCAACUUUUGCUUGGGAUCCCACUGGAAAUGGUCCACAAAGGGCAUGAAGUAGGAUUGGUUUACCUGGCUGGUGUCCUCGCAGGGUCUUUGGCCAGCUCCAUCUUUGAUCCUCUCACUGUUUUGGUUGGGGCUUCUGGGGGCGUUUAUGCCCUGUAUGGAGGUUAUUUCAUAAAUGCAGUGGUGAAUUUCAAACAGAUGAAACUUAUUUUUGGAGUGACUCGAAUCCUCAUCAUCGUUUUAAUUGUUGUUGCAGAUUUCGGCUAUGCCUUGUACAGACGAUUUGCCAAUUUAGAGGGAGGUGUAAAGGUGUCGUUUGUGGCUCAUUUGGGAGGAAUUGUUGCUGGACUGACUAUCGGAUACGUCUUCUUCAUCAAAUUCAAUACGAAGCUGUGUAAAAACCCACUUUUCUGGAUUUGCAUAUUGGGAUAUGCUGUCUUCCUUAUCUUUGCUGUGUUCUUCAACAUCUUCAUCUCUCCUGCAUCGUAGAACUGGAGAAGAUUUCACCCAAAGUUUUGCUCAGGAGGCUUGUUUUGACUUGUCUUGAAGUCUUUGAGAAUAUCAACAAAUUGCUUAUUCUGAUCUUGAUAUGGAUUUUCUAGUUUUAAAGCUUGUAUUUUGACUUGGUGUAUAAUAGGGCCACUUAGUGGUGUCUCAGAACUGCAAACACUAUUGACAAAAAAGAGGUGUUUUGAAUAUUUAAUCAAAUCAUAUUUGUUUUUUUCCAGAUAAGAUGUUCUUAAUUUCCAUGUACUGAUUUGAUGGAAACCAUUGCUUGUUUUGUUUGCAUCAACAUUUCUCAUCUAGUAUUAACAAAACUCCUGUGAAUGUGAAUUAUUCUUCACAAAAAUCACAUUUUCAAACCUUAUUAACAACACUAAAAAUACUACAGAGCUUUAAUCAUCAGGUCUCAUUUUAUGUCUCAUUUAUUGUGCUGUAUCCUGAUAAAGGAAUAAUGAAAUGUCCAUUAAGAUGUUAAACAGAUGGACACACAUCACUAUGUCUUAAUAUUGUUAACACAUUUAAAAGUUAACUGUAAUUUCUUUUUUUCUAAUAUUUUCUGUAAAGGUGAUAGCUAAAUACUAGCUUUAAAAAUGGGGUAUGUUUUAAGUUUGGUAAUGUGGAAACAUGAUGUUUUAGAAGACAUACCUCUAAUCUAAGAGGCCAUGGAGACUUUUCAACUGAAGUCCAAAUAUGACUUUUUGUUUGCUUUUGAAUUUUCAUAUCAGGGUGUUCAAAUAAAGUUAGUUUACUGGAGUGUGUUUUACAACCUGGCCUUCUGAAAUAAAGGAAGCAUUUUAAAGUUUCUUUA